Cimex lectularius (bed bug) is the source of this 1568-nucleotide messenger RNA. RefSeq names its product tumor protein D54. The transcript has 6 exons. Lineage: Eukaryota; Metazoa; Arthropoda; Insecta; Hemiptera; Cimicidae. The record is from RefSeq and is a predicted model, not a curated record. Bases 151 to 1110 code for a protein of 319 amino acids. Gene Ontology annotation, cellular component: cytoplasm.
AGCGGUUUUAGUUGUGGCCUGAGGCUGCUGCCGUCGACGUGGCACCUCGACACGAAAUGCACACGUUUCCCUUGUGAAGAAAUCCCUCCAACCAAACAACCCCGAAAUCGUUGCUGUGAUUGUUAACUGUGUUACCACUAUGCGGGCAAAAUGGAUGACAGGAAGAAGUUCGAGCUCGAUACCGAAGAAACGACCUCCCUCGAAUACGAAGACGAUUUCGCUCUCGUACCGCCUUCGGAAACUCCGAGCUUCGACGUCGAGGACGGUGUAGGUGACAUCGUCGAUAUAGUCGACGAGUUGAGCCUUGAUGAUUUUUCCGAGCCGUCCUCGUUCACAGACCUUCCAGAAACUGUCACCGUCGAGACGGAAUUCUACGACGAGAAAAAGGGCAACACAAAAUCAAAACAAGUCCGAGUGAAGUUUCAAGACGUUUCCAAACCCUAUGUUCCUAAAGUAACGAGUCUUAAAAACUACACCAACUUCUUGCAUCUCGUCAAUGAAGGCGAUAAAACUCUCACAGACACUUCUCCAGAUUCUGGUAUUAAUGAAUUGUCUGGAUUAACUCUCGAAGAACAGGAAAAACAGAGGCAAGAAUGGGCUGCAGAACUCGAACAACUUGAAGAUCAGAUCAGUACGCUGAGAACUGUUCUCGCUGCUAAAUUGGAAGACGCUCAGAAACUGAAGCAAAAGCUCGGUAUUUCUGUGUGGAAAGGGAUUCAAGAUGAUAUGAACCAAGGAUUGCGGAAUGUCAAAAACUCAAAUGUUUAUCAUCGGUUAGAAGAGAGUGUGGAACAAUUUUGUAAAGCUGUGGUUGAUGCACCGCUUUAUCAGAAAACUGAAUCUGUAAUAAAGGCGACAACUGAGAAGACGUCUUCUAUACUUGGUGGGCUUGGUUCUGGAAUUUCGUACAAACUCGGCCAGUUGAAAAACUCAGAAUCGUUUAGAUCAUUGGAAGAAAAAGUCGGAUCGGCUUAUGAAAAUGUCAAGACAAAGGUGGCAAUUUCACCACGUUCCACAUCAUUGCACGGUCUUGACGAAGCAUACAGAAACUCUGAAAAAGUUACUUCACCUGUUUCAACUCCCACAAUUGCAGAAGAGCACACAACUUAAGUCACUCUUUGCAAGAAAACGGUUAAGUAUUAAUAACAAUAAUUGGUGACUGGCCUUUAAGGGUAUAAUAUGAAAACUUGUCCAAUUAUAAAUUUGCCAUUCUCUUAAAUAUGUAAAUAUUCUUUCAAAGAUUUUGCUUUGCUUUUUUUUGUCUUUUUAUUUGUAUGGUCUUCAACUGAUAAAUUAAUCCAUUUGACUGUUGGCCAUGUGCUAGUAACAUUAUCCAGUCCAUUUACCUAUUUGCUUCACUAUUUCUAAGUGUCAUUAUUCAGGUAGCAUAUUUACGAAAACCCCUUUAUUAAGUUUUUUUGAUUUGUUGGUUAAUAUUUCUGAGAAUUGCUUGUUUUGCCCUUAGUAUUUAUUGGUUGUUAAGUCCACAAUAAACUUAUUAUAAUACUAUAAUGUUCUAUUUUGAUGUAUAAGUGUAUUUUAUCUACUGCAAUACAUAAUAUAUGACU